This is a messenger RNA of Scutellospora calospora, 889 nucleotides long. NCBI's taxonomy places the organism in Eukaryota, Fungi, Glomeromycota, Glomeromycetes, Diversisporales, Gigasporaceae. The record is from the annotation of a GenBank genome assembly.
AUGGAAAAUAUCAAUAAUAUGCAAAUCGAUUUAGAAGAGCAGAAAAUAUUCACUAAGCAGUACUCUGACAAGCAAGGAGAUUUUGCACAACAACUCUUAGCACUGCAAAGUUUUCUAGAAAGCUUUCAGCAACAAUUGUGUCCAGAAUUGAAAGGAAAGGAGAUUAUUUCAGCAUCAAGAACAACUUCAGGGACAACAACUCUCCUAUUGCAACAAUACAUUCAACUAUAUAAGCAAGAAUUGCAAGAUCAGCCAUUAAAUAAUCGUCAAGAACUCCUAAAGUUUCAGUUAACACUUUUACAAAAAUUUGAACGUUUCACAGAAGACCACAAAAUUAUAUUAAAAUUGAAUUAUGGACAUAUCCAACAUGAAACCCUCUUGGAAGUCUUAGAUCGAUUUCAAAAUAAUAUACAUGACUAUCGAACAUAUAUAGAUGGACAUAGACAGUACUUACAACAAGAACUACAAAUGCUAAAGAAGCCCGUGGAAGAUAAUAUCAUAAAGUUAUGUCUUGAUUUUGGUGAUAAUUUUAUAAUUAGUAAAGAGGUAUAUAAUGGAUUUCUUUUACCACAUCAAAAUUCCGGCAUUCUAAAUAGAAUUGUUCUUAAUCAUAUUCACUCUACUGAAAUUAAUAAUAUUUCUGAGCAAGAAUAUAAAUAUAAGGAAUUAGAAAAAAAAUAUGAAGAAUUAACUAAGAAUAUCGAAAGAAGAAACAGUGAGUCUGUAACAAAUUAUUUAGCGCAGAUUCAAGGGCUUAAAAAUGAAUACGAUGUAUUGAAUGGACAAUAUAUUGAAUUGAAAAAAAACAAUCAUGAUUUAGAAAAUAAAAAUAAUGAAUUAUCUAAAAUUCUUGAACAUCUCAAAGCGGAAAAUGAAAACCAAGAAUCGG